This is a messenger RNA of Esox lucius (northern pike), 3620 nucleotides long. RefSeq names its product Cdc42 guanine nucleotide exchange factor (GEF) 9a (gene arhgef9a). The transcript has 11 exons. The coding region runs from base 331 to 1929 and encodes 532 amino acids. NCBI's taxonomy places the organism in Eukaryota, Metazoa, Chordata, Actinopteri, Esociformes, Esocidae. The record is from RefSeq and is a predicted model, not a curated record. Gene Ontology annotation, molecular function: protein binding; guanyl-nucleotide exchange factor activity.
GCCCCCGAUGCGUGUCUAUGGUUUGUUCUUCUAUGGACAAAGCACCGCCCAUGUUUUUGCUCACCACUACGCAGGAAGAGUUGCUGCAGUAGCAAUCCACUGUGUGCUACGUUACCAUUACAAAUUAUUGCAUGCAAGAUCCUACCUGCUAAUGCAAAACGCGACUGAAGUCGGCAAAUCGGAACACUAGAGGACUACGAGUGUCAGAGUGGAAGGGAAACUGACGGUGCAGACUCUGAUGAUGAUGAGGAUGAUGAUGGUGAGGAUGGUGAUUCUUUGAUCAGUGGAGGAUCCAUCGUCAGUGCUGAGGCAAUAUGGGAUCAUGUCACCAUGGCCGACAGGGAGUUGGCAUUUAAGGCAGGGGAUGUCAUCAAGGUCCUCGAUGCAUCAAAUAAGGACUGGUGGUGGGGACAGAUUGAUGAUGAAGAAGGAUGGUUCCCAGCCAGCUUUGUGAGGGUUGAACCCCAGCCACCUCAACCUCACACAAAACAGGUUUUCUAUAUCAACCCAAUAGCAGCUCCAAGGUUCCAAAACACAUCUACCAAGCUCUGGGUGAACCAGGAGGAGGGCACAGCGGUAGAGACAGUUGAGGGGGCUAGUCCCAGCCCUAGUGAGGUCCAGAACGGCCAUGCAGAGGCCAGCCCCAGCAGCAGCGACUGCCUCUGCCUGGGUCAGCCUGUCCAGAACCGAGACCAGAUGAGAGCCAACGUAAUCAACGAGAUCAUGAGCACAGAGCGUCACUACAUCAAACACCUGAAGGACAUAUGUGAGGGUUACUUCCGGCAAUGUAAAAAAAGAAGAGACAUGUUCAAUGAUGACCAGUUGAAGGUCAUAUUUGGGAACAUUGAAGAUAUCUACAGAUUUCAAAUGGGCUUUGUCAGAGAUCUGGAAAAGCAGUACAACACAGAAGAACCUCAUCUCAGUGAAAUAGGUCCCUGCUUCCUUGAGCAUCAAGAUGGCUUUUGGAUCUACUCGGAAUACUGCAACAACCACGUGGAUGCCUGCAUGGAGCUAUCUCGGCUGAUGAGGGAUGGACGCUAUCAGCACUUCUUUGAGGCGUGUCGCCUGGUACAGCAGAUGAUUGACAUCGCCAUUGACGGCUUCCUGCUCACACCCGUCCAGAAGAUUUGCAAGUACCCUCUGCAGCUGGCAGAGCUGCUCAAGUACACUGUCCAGGAGCACAGUGACUACCGCUACGUGGCAGCAGCAUUGGCCGUAAUGCGGAACGUCACUCAGCAGAUUAACGAACGGAAGCGUCGCCUAGAAAACAUUGACAAGAUUGCACAGUGGCAGGCAUCUGUGCUUGACUGGGAGGGGGAGGAUAUCCUAGACAGGAGUUCAGAACUGGUGUACACCGGAGAAAUGUCAUGGAUCUACCAGCCAUAUGGGCGGAGUCAGACCAGGGUCUUCUUCCUGUUUGACCAUCAAAUGGUUCUGUGUAAAAAGGACUUAAUACGACGAGACAUUCUAUACUACAAGGGGCGCAUCAAUAUGGACAGGUACAAUGUAGUUGAUGCCGUGGAUGGGCGGGAUGAUGACUUCAACGUGAGUGUAAAGAAUGCAUUCAAGCUGAGUAAUAAGGACUCGGACGAGAUUCACAUCUUCCUGGCCAAGAAGCUAGAGGACAAACUUCGCUGGCUCAGAGCUUUCCAUGAGGAACGCAAGAUGGUGCAAGAAGAUGAAAAAAUAGGUUUUGAGAUAUCAGAGUAUCAGAAGCGACAAGCAGCACUGACAGUUCGAAAAAUGACCAAACAGAAAGGCCAUAGGUCUGUGCCCCCUGGAUACCCCCCGCCUAUGGACCCCAUGAAUCCAGGACAGUACUUGGUUGGAGACAGCAUGGAACAAUCAGAAUUUGAGAUUCCUGAACCUGAAAGGUGCAAGUCCCCCUUCUGGCAGAGCUUCAGCAGGUUAACCCCUUUUAGAAAAUAGAGAAGAUAUAUUUUGGAAAGACCACCUUAUUUUUGAGAAGCACCAUUCUAAAUAAAUGUGACUCUUUGAAGGGAAAGCUGAACACAAUAUUGUCAAACAUUUAGCUUGUGAGCAUCUCAUGAUGACUGUACUGUUAUAAUCACUUUACUUGUAUGACUGCAAUGCCAACUACCAACACAACUACCACAGCAAAUGAACACUGUUGGAACCUGAGAAAAACCAAAAUAUCAUCCUUUCUACUUAUUUGUGAGAAUAUUUUUGUGACUUCUACUAAUCCUUGGAGAGUGAGAAGGGGAACCACAGGUUUUAAGAGGGAACAAACUGAACAUUUGUGCCCACAUUUAAAAAUUAGGAAGUACUAGUCAUUGAUUAUGCCAAAUCUGGUUCUGUCCUGCAGUUCACUGUGACCUAGUGGGCAUUCUGUCUUAUGAUUUCUUUUGUAUUUUCUUGUUUUUGUUAACAAGUAUAAUGUUGGCCAAAUUCAUCAGGCUUGUAUGUAUUUGCAAGUUAAUUCUUAUUUUAUUUUUCACAAUUUAUAAUGCAUGACAAAGUCUAAUGCAGGUAUUUGUUGCAAUUAUAUAAAAUAUAUAAUUACGGGUCAAAGGAAAAAGAUCAGCAUCAACAACUUAAAAUUCAAUGUGACUCAUUUAUUUACAGUACAUCUUCUAUUGUUGACAGUUUAUGUACUGUAUAUAUAUAAUUUUUUUUUUUACAUGUAGUAAUUGCAGUCUGAAAGGACUACCAUUCGUGUUCUUCUCUAAAUCGUCAGUCACACUGAUUGUUACAGUAACGGGAUGGCAGUUUGAGACCUAAUAUUAUGACAGUACAUUCAGGUCUCAGUACAUUGCAUAGUAUUUUCUUUACCACCUAAAGCCAAUGUACAAUAUUGUGUUUAUAGUUGCACUUAUCUAAGAUGCACCUCAGAUUUAAUUAAGCAAAAUAUUCUGCUAGAAUGCCCUUUAGUAUUUUACAACAUGAAUUACACGAAGGUCUGUCAUAGGCCUGUCAUUACAUUAUUUGUUGAUAGUUCCUUAAAUUACAGGGGUUAAACCCAUAUUUAUUGGCUUUAUUUUUUAUCUGAUAUUCUUUCUUGAUAGUGAUAGCUUUAUUGGUUAGGAUCAGAAAAUAAUAAAAUUUUAGUUAAGGAAGCCAAACUUCCUUUUUUUGGUUUUCAUAGUGCCAGCACAAUUUUGUGACAUGACUGGUUAAUGCCUGUCCUUACAGGUAAAAGCCUUUACUUUUGACCUCUGCUACCUGGCUCAGAUGAAGCAGGAGAUGGGGAACAUUUCAGGAGGAUUUCAGUGUUUUGAAAACAUGCAAAAGAAAUGCUGGUGGUCUAGCUUGUUCUCUAUAUUUGUAUUCAAAUGGUAUUUUUUUUUAAAGGAUAUUUCUAUGCCUAAAAAGUAAGAUUUCAUGCAUUGCACUAACGACAGUAUAAAAGUGCAAUAUGAAAUUGUGCACUAAUAAGGAAAAAAUACUUUUGAGUAUUAAGGCAUUUUAUCUUGAUUAACUGAUACAUAUAUAUAUGAAACAUUCAUUAUUUUAUAAUAAAGUGCAUUAUAAUGAAAGAAAAACGCUUAAAAUCUGCUUUCAUAAGUUGUUUUUAUUUCUAUUUUAAUUUAUCAUUAUGGAGGAUUUGUCAUCAAGAUCUGUUACUAUGAUGUGGAAUAAAUCAAAAUGUGUCAACAUGA